UGAUGUUCGGCACUAUUUGUGGCCGGCGUGGUGGAAGGACACAGUGAGGUUCUCACCCCCGCCCCCCGCUCCCCGCUCCCAUCCCCAGUUCCAUCAAAGCGAACCCAGGCCAGCGCAAGGAUCUCUGAGUUGCGAGUGUGCUGAGGCUGUGACUGUCACUCAUUCUCCGAUCAGCGCGUGAACGCAGCGCGGUAGCGGCUGGCAGGAAACAAUUCUGCAAAAAUAAUCAUACUCAGCCUCGCAAUUGUCUGCCCCUAGGUCUGUUGCUCUGCCGCCGUCCACACUCGCUGCAAGGGGGGGCAGAGAAUUUACCGCGGCAAGAACAUCCCUCCCGGCCAGCAGAUUACAAUGCUGCAAACUAAGGAUCUCAUCUGGACUUUGUUUUUCCUGGGAACUGCAGUUUCUCUGCAGGUGGAUAUUGUUCCCAGCCAAGGGGAAAUCAGCGUUGGAGAGUCCAAAUUCUUCCUAUGCCAAGUGGCAGGAGAUGCCAAAGAUAAAGACAUCUCCUGGUUCUCCCCCAAUGGAGAAAAGCUCACCCCGAACCAGCAGCGGAUCUCGGUGGUGUGGAACGAUGACUCCUCUUCCACCCUCACCAUCUACAAUGCCAACAUUGACGAUGCCGGUAUUUACAAGUGUGUGGUCACUGCGGAGGAUGGCACCGAGUCAGAGGCCACGGUCAACGUGAAGAUCUUCCAGAAGCUCAUGUUCAAGAAUGCGCCAACCCCCCAGGAGUUCAGGGAGGGGGAAGAUGCUGUGAUUGUGUGUGAUGUGGUCAGCUCCCUCCCCCCAACCAUCAUCUGGAAACACAAAGGCCGAGAUGUCAUCCUGAAAAAAGAUGUCCGGUUCAUAGUCCUGGCCAACAACUACCUCCAGAUCCGGGACAUCAAGAAAACAGAUGAGGGCACUUAUCGCUGUGAGGGCAGGAUUCUGGCACGCGGGGAGAUCAACUUCAAGGACAUUCAGGUCAUUGUGAAUGUGCCACCCACUGUCCAGGCCAGACAGAGCAUAGUGAAUGCCACCGCCAACCUCGGCCAGUCCGUCACCCUGGUGUGCGACGCCAAAGGCUUCCCAGAGCCCACCAUGAGCUGGACAAAGGAUGGGGAGCAGAUAGAGAACGAGGAGGACGAGAAGUACCUCUUCAGCGACAACAGCUCUGAGCUGACCAUCAGGAAAGUGGACAAGAACGACGAGGCCGAGUACGUCUGCAUUGCUGAGAACAAGGCCGGCGAGCAGGAUGCUUCCAUCCACCUCAAGGUCUUUGCAAAACCCAAAAUCACCUACGUAGAGAACCAGACGGCCAUGGAACUAGAGGAACAGGUCACUCUUACCUGUGAGGCCUCAGGAGACCCCAUUCCCUCAAUCACCUGGAGAACGUCCACCCGAAACAUCAGCAGCGAAGAAAAGGCUUCGUGGACUCGACCAGAGAAGCAAGAGACCCUGGACGGGCACAUGGUGGUGCGCAGCCAUGCCCGCGUGUCGUCCCUGACCCUGAAGAGCAUCCAGUACACAGACGCUGGGGAGUACAUCUGCACCGCCAGCAACACCAUCGGCCAGGACUCCCAGUCCAUGUACCUCGAAGUGCAAUAUGCCCCCAAGCUGCAGGGCCCCGUGGCUGUGUACACUUGGGAGGGGAACCAGGUGAACAUCACUUGUGAGGUGUUUGCCUACCCCAGUGCCACAAUCUCAUGGUUCCGAGAUGGUCAGCUGCUGCCAAGCUCCAACUACAGCAACAUCAAGAUCUACAACACUCCCUCUGCCAGCUAUCUGGAGGUGACCCCGGACUCUGAAAAUGAUUUUGGAAACUACAACUGUACCGCAGUGAACCGCAUCGGACAGGAGUCUUUGGAAUUCAUCCUUGUCCAAGCAGACACCCCGUCCUCACCAUCCAUCGACCAGGUGGAGCCAUACUCUAGCACAGCACAAGUGCAGUUUGAUGAGCCAGAGGCCACAGGUGGAGUACCCAUCCUCAAAUACAAGGCUGAGUGGAGAGCAAUGGGCGAGGAAGUGUGGCACUCCAGGUGGUAUGAUGCCAGAGAAGCCAGCAUGGAGGGCAUCGUCACCAUCGUGGGUCUAAAGCCCGAGACGACAUAUGCGGUCCGGCUGGCGGCCCUCAACGGCAAGGGCCUGGGUGAGAUCAGCGCGGCCUCCGAGUUCAAGACGCAGCCAGUCCGGGAACCCAGUGCACCUAAGCUCGAAGGGCAGAUGGGAGAGGAUGGAAACUCUAUUAAGGUGAACCUGAUCAAGCAGGAUGACGGCGGCUCCCCCAUCCGACACUACCUGGUCAAGUACCGAGCGCUCUCCUCCGAGUGGAAACCAGAGAUCAGGCUCCCAUCUGGCAGUGACCAUGUCAUGCUCAAGUCCCUGGACUGGAAUGCCGAGUACGAGGUCUAUGUGGUGGCAGAGAACCAGCAGGGAAAGUCCAAAGCAGCUCACUUUGUGUUCAGGACCUCACCCCAGCCCACAGCCAUCCCAGCCAACGGCAGCCCCACCUCGGGCCUGAGCACCGGUGCCAUCGUGGGCAUCCUCGUCGUCACCUUCGUGCUGCUCCUGGUGGCCGUGGACGUCACCUGCUACUUCCUGAACAAGUGUGGCUUACUCAUGUGCAUCGCCGUCAACCUGUGCGGAAAAGCCGGGCCCGGAGCCAAGGGCAAGGACAUGGAGGAGGGCAAGGCCGCCUUCUCGAAAGAUGAGUCCAAGGAACCCAUCGUGGAGGUGAGAACUGAGGAGGAGCGGACCCCAAACCACGAUGGAGGGAAACACACAGAGCCCAACGAGACCACGCCGCUGACGGAGCCCGAGAAGGGUCCUGUAGAAGCAAAGCCGGAGUGCCAGGAGACAGAAACGAAGCCAGCGCCAGCCGAAGUCAAGACGGUCCCCAAUGAUGCCACACAAACAAAGGAGAACGAGAGCAAAGCAUGAUGGGUGACGAGACACCAGCAAAGAUCAAAAUAAAAAGUGACACAACUGCUUCACCAGAGCAUCUCCAAUAUCUCACACACACACACACACACACACACACACACACACACCCCACACACAUCUCAUUCCUCUAGUGUCUUUUGCCUUUAAAAAAAAAAAAAAACUAAGCAGAUCAACACGGGAUCUCCUUUUUGUAGAUUUAUAGAAAGGGUUCCUUUGUUGCGCACUCACUUGUAAGAAAAUGAGACAAAAAGGUGAAACCCACAGCCAAACUAGGACACUCCGUUCCCUGAAACCAUUUAAAAAUCAAACAAAAGGACCCCAAAUUAAGAAUCUAGGAAGCUCAGAGAAAAAAAAAAAUCUAGGUUCAGGAAGACCACACUUGGUAUCACCCAAUUGGCACAGACCAGGUUCAGAGAAGUACUUCCAGACACUAAGACUAACCGAAUGAACAAAGUCCAAGUUUAUUUUUAUACUUUCAGUCGUUUGAACUCUGUAAAACCUCAUAAAUAAGUUAUAAUUUCUGUUCACUUUGUAUUUGUUCAGUAUGCAAAGUGUGUCACCCUUUCUAGCUGAAUUCAAUUCCCACAUAGACUCUUGUUUUCUAGGAAGAAUGCCAAAUUGCAGCUUCUGGGGGUAGAUCUCAAUUUGCAGUAUUCGGAUUUCUUUUCCUUUCCUUUUCUUUUUCCUUCUUCUUUUUUUUUUUUUCUUUUCUGCCAACUUUGCUUUCCAGUGUUUACAAGUUGACAAAUGUUUGAUUUCAGUUGUGUUUCAAUGUCCAUGUAAAAUAGCUGCUUUUUUUUUUUUUUUUUGAGUUACAAAUACUGCCUAGAGGUCUAGGAUCAUCACAGGACAACUUUAUGAAAUCUGAUUGUUUACAGUGGCUCUGCCCCCAUUUCUGAUUUGAAAUUUUUGCCUGUGUGAGACUCAGGUGAAAAUCCAUCUCAUUCUGGAAAGGUUUUGCUUUCGGGUUUUCGGUUUUUUCAUUUCCUUGGGGGUUAGACCACUCUGAUUAACUACCACCUGCCUGUAUCUGUGAAAAGGAUCUGCUCCCCAGAUGUCCCUGUCCUUCCUUUUGAAGGACUCUUAGGCUUUGUUGAAUGAAGCAGAGAAGAUUGUAUAGUUGGGGCUGGUCUUGGUGAACACACAUUUUUACCCCAAACAUCCCCUUUUUGUAGAAAGCCAAAUAAAAUAUAUACAUACAAUUUCCUUUUGAGCCCAGAAUCUAGAUUUGAGCGGAAGAGCAUGUGUGCUUCAGGGAAUUAGUGUCUUUUUUUGGAAAUCUGUUGAAGUAAAAUAACAUCGGCCUUCUGUUCACUUAGGCAGCAUUUGUAGAAACAAAGGAAAGAAAAAAAGCCAACCUGCUGUCUGGAGUCAUAACACAACUUUCCUGGAUUGGAAACCAAGUGGGGGAAAAAAAUACAGAAACUUUAAGGGGGAUGGGAGGGGGGAGAAGGGAAAAGCCAGCCCUUUGUAUAGAAAUUUUGCUUUUUUUUCCUCAUUCUACUUUAGAACUGCAAGCUUGUGCACUGUGGAUGCGUGAAUAUUUUAGUGUGAAACGUGUUUUUGUCAUAGUAUUGAAAUAAAACUUCAACAUAGUUUGGUUGUGGAAGGUAUAGCAGAUAGUUCA
Molecule: messenger RNA, 4549 nt
Organism: Hippopotamus amphibius kiboko
Lineage: Eukaryota; Metazoa; Chordata; Mammalia; Artiodactyla; Hippopotamidae
Gene: NCAM1
Product: neural cell adhesion molecule 1
Exons: 19
Coding region: 349-2919 (856 amino acids)
Biological process (GO): cell adhesion
Cellular component (GO): membrane
Molecular function (GO): protein binding
Source: RefSeq, a predicted model, not a curated record